AUGUCUACAAUUAUUAUUGAUCCUGAUCGAGUUCAAUAUUAUGUCUGCCUUCUUCUUAGUGGCAUAUACUUACAGCAAAGUGAAUGCGGGAAGGCUAAACAAUUAGCAGAAAAAGCGCGAGAAAUAGGCGAGAAGCUAAAGGAUGAAAUAAUGAUCGCUGAAAGUUUUCAUAGAUAUGGUGACAUUAAGCAAGUGGAAGGACAUCUAAAUGAAGCAUUGAAUAGUUAUAUAAAAUCGGUUAAUAUAAAAUUAGGGCAUGUAGAUGAAUGUAAUACGAGUAUCGCUAAUUCGUAUAAAGAGAUAGGAAUCAUUCACUGUAGUCAAUGUAAUUAUAAAGAGGCUAUUUCGAUGCUUGAAAAAUCACUCGAAAUUAGAUUGUCAAUCCAUGAUCGCAAUCAUCCCGAUGUUGCCGCAUCAUACAGCAAUCUAGCAAAUGUGUAUUUAGAUCAAGGCAAGCAUGAAGAAGCUAUUUCUAUGUAUGAGAAGUCUCUUAAAAUUGCAUUGUCAGUCUUUGGUCAUAAUCAUCUCGAUGUUGCCAAAUCAUAUAAUAAUCUAGGAAAUGUGUAUUUGGAUCAAGGUAAGCAUGAAGAAGCCAUUUCUAUGUAUCAGAAAUCUCUCAAAAUUACUUUAUCAGUCUUUAGUCAUAAUCACCCCGAUCUUGCCAAAUCAUAUAAUAAUAUGGGAGCUGCAUAUAGACAUCAAGGCAAGUAUGAACAAGCUAUUUCCAUGUAUGAGAAGUCUCUCAAAAUUAUAUUGUUAGUCUUUGGUAAUAAUCAUCCCGAUGCUGCUAAAUCAUAUAACAACAUGGCAGUUGUAUAUUUUAAUCAAGGUAAGAAUAAAGAGGCAAUUUCUAUGUAUAAUAAGUCUCUCAAAAUUACAUUAUCAGUUUUUGGUCAUAAUCAUCCCGAUGUUGCUGCGUCAUAUAACAACAUGGGAGUUGCACACAGACAUCAAGGCAAGUAUGAAGAGGCUAUUUCUAUGCAUGAAAAGUCUCUCGAAAUUCAAUUGUCAGUUUUGGGUCAUAGUCAUCCCGAUGUUGCCAAAUCAUAUAACAACAUAGGAGCUGCAUAUUUUAAUCUAGGCAAACAUGACAAAGCCAUUUCUAUGUAUGAAAAGUCUCUUGAAAUUCAAUUGUCUGUCUUUGGUCAUAAUCACCCUGAUGUUGCUGCAUCAUGUAACAACAUGGGAGUUGUAUACAGUAAUCAAAGCAAGUAUGAAGAGGCUAUUUUUAUGUAUAAGAAAUCUCUUAGAAUUACUUUAUCAUUUUUUGGUCAUAAUCAUUCCGAUGUUGCUAGAUCAUAUAACAACAUAGGAGCUGCAUGUUUCAAUCAAGGCAAAUAUGAAGAAGCUAUUUCUAUGUAUGAGAAGUCACUUAAAAUUCAAUUGUCAGUCUUUGGUUAUAGUCAUUCCAGUGUUGCUCAAUCAUAUAACAAUAUAGGAUCUACAUAUUUUAAUCUAGGCAAACAUGAAGAGGCUAUUUCUAUGCUUGAAAAGUCACUUAAAAUUCAAUUGUCAGUCUUUGGCCAUAAUCAUCCUGAUGUUGCCAAAUCAUAUAACGAUUUAGGAAGUGUGUAUUUAGAUCUAGGCAAAUAUGAAGAGGCUAUUUCUAUUUAUGAGAAGUCGCUCAGAAUUCACUUUUCAGUCUUUGAUCACAAUCAUUCCGAUAUUGCUACAUCAUAUAACAAUAUGGGGGAGGUCUAUAAACAUCAAGGCAAGCACGAAGAGGCUAUUUCUAUGUAUAAGAAGUCACUCAAAAUUCAAUUGUCAGUUUAUGGCUAUAAUCAUCCCAGUGUUGCUACAUCAUAUAACAACAUGGGAGCUGCAUAUUCUAACCAAGGCAAGCAUGAAGAAGCUAUUUCUAUGUGUGAGAAAUCACUCAAAAUUAGAUUGUCAGUCCUUGAUCGUAAUCACCCUGAUGUCGCUGCAUCAUAUAACAACCUAGGAAAUGUAUAUUUAGAUCAAGGUAAGUAUGAAGAGGCUAUUUAUUUGUAUAAGAAGUCUCUUGAAAUUAGAUUAUCAGCCUUUGGUCAUAAUCAUCGCGAUGUUGCUGCGUCAUAUAACAAUCUAGGAAUUGUGUAUGGUAAUCAAGGCAAACAUGAAGAGGCUGUUUAUAUGUAUGAGAAGUCUCUCAAAAUCAGAUUAUUAGUCUUUGGUAGUAAUCAUCCCAACGUUGCUACAUCAUAUAACAACAUAGGAGAGGCAUAUAGACAUCAAGGCAAGGAUGAAGAGGCUAUUUCUAUGCAUGAGAAGUCACUCAAAAUUCAAUUAUCGCUUUUUGGCCAUAAUCAUCCCAAUGUUUCUACAUCAUACAACAACAUUGGAACAGUAUAUAAUAAUCAAGGAAAGCAUAAAGAGGCUAUUUCUAUGUAUGAGAAGUCUCUGAAUAUUCAAUUGUCAGUUUUUGGUCAUAAUCAUCCUGAUGUUGCUACAUCAUAUAGCAAUCUAGGAAAUGUGUAUUUAGAUCAAGGCAAGCAUGAAGAGGCUAUUUCUAUCUAUGAGAAGUCUCUCAAAAUCAGAUUGUUAGUUUUUGGUCAUAAUCACUUCGAUGUUGCCAAAUCAUAUAACAACUUGGGAGCUGCAUAUGGACAUCAAGACAAGCAUGAAGAGGCUAUUUCUAUGUAUAAGGAAUCACUCAAAAUUCAAUUAUCAGUCUUUGGUCAUAACCAUCCCGAUGUUGCUACAUCAUAUAACAACAUAGGAGAGGUAUAUAGACAUCAAAGCAAGCACGAUGAGGCUAUUUAUAUAUAUGAGAAGUCUCUCAAAAUUAGAUUAUCAGUCUUUGGUUAUGAUCAUCCUGAUGUUGCCAAAUCAUAUAAUAAUAUGGGAGCUGCUUACUUAAAUCAAGGUAAACAUGAAGAGGCUACUUCUAUGUAUAAGAAGUCACUUAAAAUUACAUUGCGAAUCUUUAGCCGUAAUCAUCCUGAUGUUGCCAAAUUAUAUAGCAAUCUAGGAGAUCUGUAUGAUAAACAAGGCAAGCAUAAAGAGAGUAUUUCUAUGUAUGAGAAAUCUCUCAAAAUUACAUUGUUAGUCUUUGGUUCCAAGCAUCCCGAUGUUGCCAAAUCAUAUAACAAUCUAGGAAGUGUGUAUGAUAAUCAAGGCAAGUAUGAAGAAGCUAUUUCUAUGUAUGAGAAAUCUCUCAAAAUAACAUUGUUAGUCUUCGGCCUUAAUCAUUCGGAUGUUGCCAAAUCAUAUAACAACCUGGGAGCUGCAUAUAGACAUCAAGGCAAGCAUGAAGAGGCUAUUUCUAUGUAUGAGAAGUCACUAAAAAUUAUAUUGUCAGUCUUUGACUGCAAUCAUCUCGACGUUGCAGUAUUAUACAACAAUCUGGGAAUUUUGUACUUAGAUCAAGGCAAGUAUGAAGAAGCUAUUCAUAUGUACGAGAAGUCUCUCAAAAUUAGAUUGUUAGCCCUUGAUCAUAAUCAUCCCGAUAUUGCUAAUUCGUAUAAUAACAUAGGAGAGGCAUAUAGACAUCAAGGCAAGCAUAAAGAGGCUAUUUCUAUGCAUGAGAAGUCACUCAAAAUUCAGUUAUUAGUCUUUGAUCAUAAUCAUCCCGAUAUUGCUGCAUCGUACAACUAUAUAGGAGAGGCAUAUAGACAUCAAGACAAGCAUAAAGAGGCUAUUUCUAUGUAUGAGAAGUCACUCAAAAUUAAAUUGUCGCUCAUUGAUCACUAUCAUCCCGAUGAUGCUGCGUCGUACACAAUUUAUAAAAUAUGUAUUUAG
Molecule: messenger RNA, 3720 nt
Organism: Trichoplax adhaerens
Lineage: Eukaryota; Metazoa; Placozoa; Uniplacotomia; Trichoplacea; Trichoplacidae
Exons: 1
Coding region: 1-3720 (1239 amino acids)
Cellular component (GO): kinesin complex
Molecular function (GO): protein binding
Source: RefSeq, a predicted model, not a curated record